UCAAACAGAAGAAGCCCAAGGAAUUUUACAUAACUAAGAACUACACAAAUAUUCUAACUAUUACAUACUGUUCAAACUUGAAAUUUUAUCCUUUCACACACUCAUUUUCUUCAUUCCUUGACUAAUCUGUGGUGCUAGCGUUCAUUCUGGACUACAAUGUUGAUUAACGUUCAAAAUUUGUUAAGCAGGGAGGUUUUUUGAUAUAUUCCGGGCUUCUACGAGCAAACAAAAUCCUCAGCCAACAUCUGCCAUAGCCGGAAAUUAUUCCAGUUGUGUCACAUAUGAGACAGCGAGCAUGGUGAUUGGUCAAGAAGAAACUAAAACACCAUCACAAGAAUCUGUGUCACCUGGUACAGCAGUGUUCGAAACUGCUCCUUCAACCAACAGAGUUGUACCACCUGGAGGUCUUGGAGAUCUUGCAAUCAACAUAGAAGAGGGAUCAGAUGAUAAACUUUGCACAGAAUCAGAGGGUCAUCAAACUGGAGACAGAGAGAUUACUGAUGAUGAAAAGUCGAAAGGGAGCAGGGAGCAACAACCUAUAAUAACUUUAGAUGAAGAAGGCUCUAAAACAUUGGAAAUCCUAAAGAGCGUUGUUUAUGGUGGGUUAAUGGAAUCAAUGACAAGCCUAAGUGUUGUGUCAUCUGCAGCUGCUGCAGAUGCCACCACAAUGAACAUUGUAGCUAUGGGAUUGGCAAAUCUGAUUGGUGGAUUUUUCAUUUUUGGUCCUAAUGUGAGUAAUCUCUUGUCUAUUUAAUAUUUCUUAUCUAUUAGCAUAAUUUUCAAUAUCAAUAUCAUUGCAACAGUUAAUGUUAGCUUCUACUUGCAAUGUAGUUUCCAGUUCCACUACAAGAUUAAGCAUCAAAAUUAAGUUACAAGUAAUGGUUAGAAAUGUAUCUUUCUCAAACAGAGAAAAAUAACGGAAUAUGUUGAGAAACCUUGCACAAAAUCUGUUUAACCAUUCUAAUUUGUUAGGGACCAUAUUUUUGUUUAAUUCAUUGGCCGGCUAGCCUGUUCCAGUAUUACCUUAACAUUUUAUGACAAAUAAAGUACUUAUUAACUCUACAAAUAUUAUUUUUGUCAGUUGUUUAUCAUUCCAUCUAAUCAUCCUUGUUUAAACUCUGUCUAAUAUAUUGUAAAGUGUAGUUAAAAAAUGUAAUUAAAAUACCUUAACUCUCUAUAUCAUCACUAGUUUCUUC
This is a messenger RNA of Camellia sinensis, 1196 nucleotides long. The record is from RefSeq and is a predicted model, not a curated record. Lineage: Eukaryota; Viridiplantae; Streptophyta; Magnoliopsida; Ericales; Theaceae.